CGGAAGUGACGUAGAUCACGGAAGCGGAUGUCAAGCUGCGGAAGCGUGUGUAGCGGGGAACGCGAGUAGUGUGGUGUGACCGAGGCUUCGCUGCACGCGGCAGACAUGUUCCUGCAAUUUUACCUGAACGAGCAGGGGGAGCGGGUGUACACCAUGAAGAAAGUGUCUCCUAGUGGACAGCCAACCUCCUCAGCUCAUCCUGCCCGCUUCUCACCAGAUGACAAGUAUUCCCGACACCGCGUCUCUAUCAAGAAGAGAUUCGGCCUGCUACUAACUCAGCAACCAAGACCUAUUCUAUGAGACCAAUGGGAAUAGAUGCAAGUUUCUGGAGGAAUGACUGCUGGACAUAGUCAUAUAAAACCUUUACUUUAUCACAUGCAAUCCUAUUGGACAUUUGUGACUAUCAUUUACCAUGGGAUGUACAUCCUGUUUUUUGUAUAAAAUAAAGAUCUGAGAGGUCGGAUAAUAGUCUGCUUGUUUGCUGUAGGUUUAAUACAUGUAAAUGCAUGAUGUGUAUGUGACAUGUACAAUAAAUGUACUGUCGAACAUA
Hyla sarda is the source of this 550-nucleotide messenger RNA. RefSeq names its product NOP10 ribonucleoprotein (gene NOP10). Gene Ontology annotation, biological process: ribosome biogenesis; positive regulation of telomerase RNA localization to Cajal body; rRNA pseudouridine synthesis. Gene Ontology annotation, cellular component: box H/ACA snoRNP complex; box H/ACA telomerase RNP complex. NCBI's taxonomy places the organism in Eukaryota, Metazoa, Chordata, Amphibia, Anura, Hylidae. Gene Ontology annotation, molecular function: box H/ACA snoRNA binding; telomerase RNA binding. The record is from RefSeq and is a predicted model, not a curated record. The coding region runs from base 106 to 300 and encodes 64 amino acids. The transcript is spliced from 2 exons.